AUGGUCAGCGAAACAUUGCCUCCAGCCGACAUCAAAGGCUACAUAGAGAAGACAGCAGAGUUUGCGGCAAAGUUUGGAGAGAGCUUCGAGAAGAAGGUUAAGGAUAAGGAGAAGAAUAACCCAAAGUUUAGCUUUCUUAAUGCGGACGAUCAAUUUCAUCAGUAUUACUUGCAACGUAUAGCUGCUGCGAAGGAGAAGCAUGCAGCGGCAGCAGCAGCAGCAACAGCAGCAGCACAACCACCUCCUCAAGCACAAGCAGAUACACCAUCAAAGACAGAUGCAGCAUCACAGCAACCAACAACAGCGACACCACCCACGGCUGAUGCCCUCGACAAGUCGAUACAAUCACCGCCACCAGCAGCUGCGGCAGCAGCCCCACCACCCCCACCUCCAGAGCCAGAGAAGCCCAAGCGUGUAGUCACUGAGCCUCUACCACUGCUCUUUGUUCUAGAUAUACCAGAGGAGAUCUCUGCACUUGACUUGGAUACAAUGAGACUGACAGCACAGUUUGUUGCAUUGAAUGGCGAAUCAUUCCAACAAGGUCUGGCGAGUAGGGAGUCCAAGAACCCGCAGUUUGAGUUCCUUAAGCCGACACAUCACCUGCAUGAGUGGUACAGAGCAUUGACAGACUCGUAUGCUGUGGUGGUCUUCCCACCCAGGUUGAUCAAAGAGACGCUAAAGAUGCCAGACUAUCAAGAUAAGAACGCUAUAUUGGAUCGUGCGAUAAACAGGUUCGAAUGGAAUCAGCAGGAGCAGAUCGCCAAGAAGAAGGCCGACGAGGACGCUGAGGAGGAGCGCGCACUCAUUGCAUCAAUCGACUGGCAUGACUUUGUCGUUGUGGACACGAUCGAUUUUGCUGACGACGACCUGUCGACGCUGCCGCCGCCCAAAACAUUCGAGCAGCUGCUCAAGUUCCACGAGGAAGAGGAGGCGGCCGAGAAGAGCAGGGAGAACGACAUGGAGGUGGAGAUGGACACAGAGAUGGACAUGGACAUGGAGCCCGUCAAGGAGCCCAAGCUCAAGGUCGUCAAGGACUACACCAAGACCACCAAGCCAAUGGCUCAGACCAAGAAGAUCACACAAGUCUGUCCAAUGUGCAAGCAAGAGAUACCAUUGGAUCAGAUGGAGGAGCAUAUGAGGAUCGAGCUGAUGAACAAGAACGCGACCAAGAGGGAUGCGCCUCAGGUGGCCAUGUCGACGUUGGCCCAGGACGACGAGAUUGCAAGGAACUUGCAGGCAUUUGCAAACAGAAGAACGGAUAUCUUUGGAGACGAAGAAGUGGAGAUUGGAAAGUCACUCAGACCCGAGGAGGAGCAGGCCGCAGCCGGUGAGCGAGUCGUCUGGGACGGACACAGUGGCAGUAUUCCAAGGACGCAGACAGCGGCACUUGCCGCACACGACAAGUUGGUUCAGGAGCGAGAGAGAGCGGCACAGGAGCGAGAGAGGGCGCUACAGGACAGAGGCAGGCCAAUGCAUGGCAUGCUUCCACCACCUGGCUACCAACACGGCAUGAUGCCCAACAACUAUGUGAUGCCAGGUAUGAUGCCUUUCAUGCAAGGUGGUGCAAUGCCACCACCAUUCAUGCCUGGUAUGAUGCCACCGCCUCCAAUGCCUCCAUCGAUGGGCAACCCUUCAGAACAACAUGCUGAGCAGCCACUAAAGAAGCAAAAGGUUGAAGACCUACUCAUACCCGAGGAAGAGUUCAUUCAGAACAAUCCAGGGCCCAUCAUACUCACAAUUGAGGCCACUCAAUCAGAAGGAAAUGUACAAACUCUGUCAAUUACUCUACAACACAAGGAUACAAUAUCGACACUCAAAGAGAAGGUCAAGGAAACAAUUGGUAUCGCACCAAACAAACAGAAGCUUAAGGCACCUGGUCUGUCCAUUCUAAAGGAUCAGAACACGAUAGCGUACUACAAUCUAAAGACUGGAACGACGAUAUCACUCGGACUGAAAGAGAGAGGUGGCAGGAAGAAAUAA
Molecule: messenger RNA, 1980 nt
Organism: Acytostelium subglobosum LB1
Lineage: Eukaryota; Evosea; Eumycetozoa; Acytosteliales; Acytosteliaceae
Exons: 4
Coding region: 1-1980 (659 amino acids)
Biological process (GO): mRNA cis splicing, via spliceosome; regulation of alternative mRNA splicing, via spliceosome
Cellular component (GO): U2-type prespliceosome; catalytic step 2 spliceosome; U2 snRNP
Molecular function (GO): RNA binding; protein binding
Source: RefSeq, a predicted model, not a curated record